This is a messenger RNA of Ostrea edulis (European flat oyster), 1190 nucleotides long. Its product is annotated as mitochondrial translation release factor in rescue-like. Lineage: Eukaryota; Metazoa; Mollusca; Bivalvia; Ostreida; Ostreidae. Gene Ontology annotation, cellular component: mitochondrion. Gene Ontology annotation, biological process: translational termination. Gene Ontology annotation, molecular function: translation release factor activity. The coding region runs from base 402 to 1073 and encodes 223 amino acids. The record is from RefSeq and is a predicted model, not a curated record. The transcript is spliced from 4 exons.
GAAAAUACUAUAUCGAACACUUUAACCUAACGUCUAGUGGACCAAAUGAAUGAUUCCUGAUGUUGAGCCUUGCAAGCUUCUUCAAGAAGUUCUUGUUCAGCUUAACAGGUUGGGAACACUUCCCCUAUAGCGAGAUAUUCUCGCUAAAACGCGAUUAUCCCUCUUUAGCAAGAGAGUAAACAUUACCAUAAACAGGUGUUUUGGCGACUUUAUUGAAAAUAAUGGCAAAUCCCGUGCAACGCUGAAUAAGUGCGACACACGCUCGACAUGAUCAUGAUGCGAAUUGUUUCUAUGAAAUUGACAACAUAGUCAAGAAAUUGCAUAUCAAAGUUGCUGCGUAAGAGGGAAGCAAUCUGAAAUCCAAUACACAUCUCCAACAAAACACAGACGAGGGAACUGUUAUGAAAACUCUGCUGAGACUGUCCACAGGGAGAUGGAUUUGUCAUUUUCCCGCGGUAAAGUGCGACAUGAUCCGUUUUCUACAUUUGUUGCUGAGGAAUGGAACUCCACAGGGAAAAUUAUCUGACACUAUUCCAUCAGUGCCAUCUCCAAAAGUUCACAUUCAUCAAAUGGUGCACAGCAACUUUCAUGUCUAUGCACCAAUCCUGAAACCAAGCUCUAUGAAAUUUAAAGACGGUGUGGGACAUGUCCAAUCUUCGAUGUCAAUAUCUAAAAAAAGUUAUGUGUUCCCAGAAAUUGAGGAGGCAGAUCUGGAGGAGGACAUUGUUAAGGGGAGUGGCCCUGGUGGACAGGCCGUGAACAAAACAUCAAACUGUGUGAUUCUUAAGCACAGACCCACAGGUAUAGUCGUCAAGUGUCAUGCAACAAGAUCCUUAACCAAAAACCAGGAACUUGCUAGAGAAUUGCUACAGGAAAAGUUGGAUGAUUUACUUAAUGGAGACCACAGCUACUCUUCACAGGUCAUCAGGGAGAAGAGAGAUAAAAAGCUUAAAGCCAAACAAAAGUCCAAGAAGAAAUAUCAGCUUUUGAAAGCUAAUAAACAAUUUUGUGAUUCUCCAGAGAAGGAGAUCGUUGACUCAGACUUUGACACAGACAUUUCAAAGCAGAAAUAAGAGGACACAUUCACUUAGACUCUGAUAAAAAAUUCUCAUGUCAGUCAUAGUGUUCAAUGUUUCAUCCUCAUCAUUGUCAUAAAUAUUUAUUGAUCAAAUAAACAAGUUUGUUUAUGA